UGCCGCCGUUAUGGCUGAUGUUUCCGAAUUGUCGUCAGGUUAUGAUUAUCCUGCUCCAGCUCCUUCGGCCCCAGUUAAUACCUACAUUCCUCCAGUAGCUGCCUCUGAACCUGUCAACACUUAUGUUCCUCCCGUAGCUGCAUCUGCUCCCGUCAAUACUUAUAUCCCACCAGCAGCUGCUUCUGCCCCUGAACCCACUGUUGAAUUGGCUGAUGAUGGCUACCGUUACAAGACUCAACGUCGUCGUGUCUAUCGUAAACGUUACUAA
Molecule: messenger RNA, 268 nt
Organism: Musca vetustissima
Lineage: Eukaryota; Metazoa; Arthropoda; Insecta; Diptera; Muscidae
Exons: 1
Coding region: 11-268 (85 amino acids)
Source: RefSeq, a predicted model, not a curated record